This is a messenger RNA of Suricata suricatta (meerkat), 459 nucleotides long. Its product is annotated as olfactory receptor 11G2-like. The transcript has a single exon. Gene Ontology annotation, cellular component: membrane. The annotation marks the transcript as partial. Gene Ontology annotation, molecular function: olfactory receptor activity. Lineage: Eukaryota; Metazoa; Chordata; Mammalia; Carnivora; Herpestidae. The record is from RefSeq and is a predicted model, not a curated record. Gene Ontology annotation, biological process: G protein-coupled receptor signaling pathway.
UUCCCAGUACCUAUCAUUGUUAUUUCCCAAAUGUCCUUCUGUGGAUCCAGGAUCAUUGAUCACUUCCUGUGUGAUCCAGGUCCCCUAUUAGCACUCACCUGUGCCAGAGCCCCAGUAAUGGAGUUUUUUUGGACUAUUAUAAGUUCCUUGCUCUUAUUUAUUCCUUUCCUCUGCAUCAUGGGGUCCUAUACUCUGGUCCUGAGAGCUGUCUUUAGAGUCCCUUCAGCAGCUGGACGAAGAAAAGCUUUCUCAACUUGUGGGUCCCAUUUGACCGUAGUUUCACUGUUCUAUGGUUCAGUGAUGGUCAUGUAUCUGAGCCCAACAUCUGAACAUGAGGCUGGGAUGCAGAAACUUGUAACUCUGUUUUAUUCUGUAGGAACCCCACUCAUUAAUCCUGUGAUCUACAGUCUAAGGAACAAAGAUAUGAAACAUGCCCUACAGAAAUUCCUAGGAAUAUAA